This is a messenger RNA of Coffea eugenioides, 1023 nucleotides long. Its product is annotated as senescence-specific cysteine protease SAG12. The transcript is spliced from 2 exons. Gene Ontology annotation, molecular function: cysteine-type endopeptidase activity. The record is from RefSeq and is a predicted model, not a curated record. Gene Ontology annotation, cellular component: lysosome. NCBI's taxonomy places the organism in Eukaryota, Viridiplantae, Streptophyta, Magnoliopsida, Gentianales, Rubiaceae. Bases 1 to 1023 code for a protein of 340 amino acids.
AUGGGAUCAAGUAUCUUGAAGCAGUUUGUUUGCUGUUUUCUGAUCAUUAUCAUUUCAUGGGAACCACAGGCAUUGUCUCGAAUGAUCCCUGAUGUUUCCAUGAUAGAAAGGCAUGAGGACUGGAUGUCUAGGUAUGGACGCCAGUACAAGGACGCUGCAGAGAAGGAAAGGCGCUAUAACAUAUUCAAGGCAAAUGUCAAGUAUAUAGAUUUUGUUAAUAAUGCAGGGAAUAAACCAUAUAAGCUAGCUGUCAAUGAAUUUGCAGACCUGAGCAAUGAUGAGUUUAAAGCUGCUCAUAUUGGACAAAGAAACCUCUCCAAGACAGCAAAGUCAAGCACAGCAACCCCUCUCAUGUAUGAAAAUGUCACCUCAGUUCCCCCUAGCAUUGAUUGGAGGAAGAAAGGAGCUGUUACACCUAUCAGGGAUUCAACAUGUGGUAAGUCUUGGACAAUUCCCGCUGUUGAUGCCGUGGAAGGGCUUACCAAGAUCAAAACUGGAAAGCUGUACACCUUGUCAGUUCAAGAAAUUCUGGACUGUGAUGGUGGUGGUCACAAUGGUUGCGAAGGGGGUUUUACAGAUGACGCCUUCCAAUUCAUUAAACAGCAUGGGCUGACUACUGAGAGCAACUACCCUUCUAAAGGAAAUGUAGGCACUUGUGACACCAAGAAGGAAGACGAACCUGUGGCAAAAAUUAGUGGCUAUGAGAAUGUACCAGUUGACAAUGAGAAUGCGCUUAUGCAGGCAGUAGCUAACCAACCAGUUGCUGUCAUAGUUGAUGCUUCUGGUAUGGACUUCCAAUUUUACUCGAGUGGUGUCUUCACUGGAGACUGUGGAACUGCUUUAGACCAUGGUGUAACAUUAGUUGGCUACGGUACCAGUAAUGGCAAGUUGAAGUAUUGGCUGAUUAAGAACUCAUGGGGUGUUGACUGGGGAGAGGAUGGAUACAUGAGGAUGCAACGAGAUAUUGCUGCUAAGGAAGGUUUGUGUGGAAUUGCUAUGGAAGCCAAGUAUCCUACUAUAUGA